AUGAGUGUCAAUCUCAUGUCUGCAUCUGCCAUAUUAAAAAACAUAUUUGAAUUUAUAAAGAUCUUGAACCUUGCUUCUCAUGAAAGUGUGGCACUGUGGGAUGAUCUGUCUUUGACGAACGCUCUCGACUGGGUUGAUUACUGCCAAGAGCUGUACACAGAAAUCAAAGGUCAGGACUUUGAACAAGAUGUCAAUAGCCAGAUGCGGCAGAUGGUGGCAUUUCUGGAUCCCGUAUCAUGUCUGGUGCUGUCAGUGGACAGUCUGGGCUGUGCUAGGACUUUGCUUGUUGAGGCUUUGAUAUCUAAUCCCAGAUUCCCCUCAUCAUCACAGGAGAGACUCUAUAAAAUUCUGGCCAAAUGUCCUGAAGGCUUGAAAAUCUUAAAGGAGGUGCAGCAGAAAUGUUCUGAAACCACAAGUUGUCUGCAGUUAUGUACAGAUGUGCUGAGUUCAUUGACUGACAGAAGCGAUUACUUGCCAAGCUUGAGAUGUGAUCUUCAAGCCAGUAUUUUAAUGGACAGUAUCGUUGAAGUUGUUAAACACAUUAAGAAAGGGGAGAGGUUUGACAAGUACUGCCAGUGUUUUUACAACAAGCUAACCCAGACACAGGAAGGAUGGAAUAUCCUAGUGCACUUAUUCACAAAGGAGGUCAGUGAGUUUCCUGAGGAGGGCACACACCAUCAAGACAAGAUCCUGAAAGCCUUCCUUACUAGGGUGAAAGAAGGAAUGGAGGGGGAUAUCAGUACAAGCAAGUUCUGGACUGUUCCGGUGGCUACACUAACCAAGGCAUCCUGUGUGAGUGAGCAGUUCUUUCUGACCUACUUAGAUGCUCUCUUGGUCCUGGGAGAUUCCUACCUGCCUUACAUUCAGCACGGUUUUCUUUCAUGGAGAUGUGAAGAGCACCUGACCAUGAAAGAGCUUUGCCAACAUUUUCAAAAACUCUUAGAGUCUACAACCUCUUCUUCUCCAGACAGAAAAAUGAGGAUAUUAGGUGCGAUAACUGACCGAGCAAGAGGUUCAGAGUUCACUGUCUGGCAGGAUCUUGUGCGAAAUCUGAUGCGCUUGUUUAAACAAGGCUGA
This is a messenger RNA of Candidula unifasciata, 1077 nucleotides long. NCBI's taxonomy places the organism in Eukaryota, Metazoa, Mollusca, Gastropoda, Stylommatophora, Geomitridae. The record is from the annotation of a GenBank genome assembly.